AUGCGCCAUAAAGGGAAUGAGUCUGCGACUGCCGCAGCUGCUCGACACGAGUUCCUUGACGACCACGACAGUCAGUCCGGCCACCUACAAAACAUUGCACGAGCACGGUCCCUUAUAAUAUCUCUGGCUACACAGACCGCAAAAUCAAAACACGGUGCUGAAGAAGAGUACGCCAGUCGGGCAGCUGAGUUCGUUGACCAGUUUUUGGGUCCUGCUGGACUGACGCAAGAUGUGGCACGCAUGAUGACGACCGCACGGCAGGCCAUGGGAAACGGUGUCCAAGGUGUUGAAGAAGGCAACUGGGCGGCGACAAACGAUGACUUCCUGGAAGGUGACAUGGGAGCCCUUCUGAGCCUGCUCGGUGACCUGGAGGCACUGAUUGAGUCGAAAAUUGCUUGCGUCGCUCUCGGCAAAGACUUCUUCAAGUACGUCUUGGUGCCGCUCCAACUUGCAGGACCCGUAGCCAGCAUGCUUCUUGACAAGAAGCCGUUGCUGUUGAAGGCAUUUGCGUUGAAGGCUCUCCUGCUGAAGCCUGAACUUUUGCUCAAGCCAGAUGCUCUGUUCCGACCCGACCUCCUCUUCAAGCCAGGGCUUCUUCCCGGUAUGGGAGACUUGGAGCUGAAGAAGCUGCUCCUGGCUGCUGUCCUGGCGCCGAAAUUGAUCGCGGGUCUGAAGCCGAAGUUUGGCGCACCUGUGGGGAACAUCCCGCUGCUGCUGAUCGAGAAACUGAUGACAAUGGACCCUGGCCAGCUUCUGAUGCUCCUCUCAAGUUUGUCCGGUGGAGGCCUUGACGGAUUGAUGGGGGCUAUGGGCACUGAUGGAGUGACGGCACAAGGUGCCGAGUCCACAUCCUGGGAGUCCAUCGACUCUCCGGUGGCGUCUGACGUCGCAGCUGCGGGUGCGGAGGAGGAUGCGCGGUCAGUGAUUAUAAGGUUUGCGAGAGAAGUGGGAAAGCAGGAAGGCGCUGAAGAAGAGUACGCCAGUCGGGCAGCUGAGUUCGUUGACCAGUUUCUGGGUCCUGCUGGACUGACGCAAGAUGUGGCACGCAUGAUGACGACCGCACGGCAGGCCAUGGGAAACGGUGUCCAAGGUGUUGAAGAAGGCAACUGGGCGGCGACAAACGAUGACUUCCUGGAAGGUGACAUGGGAGCCCUUCUGAGCCUGCUCGGUGACCUGGAGGCACUGAUUGAGUCGAAAAUUGCUUGCGUCGCUCUCGGCAAAGACUUCUUCAAGUACGUCUUGGUGCCGCUCCAACUUGCAGGACCCGUAGCCAGCAUGCUUCUUGACAAGAAGCCGUUGCUGUUGAAGGCAUUUGCGUUGAAGGCUCUCCUGCUGAAGCCUGAACUUUUGCUCAAGCCAGAUGCUCUGUUCCGACCCGACCUCCUCUUCAAGCCAGGGCUUCUUCCCGGUAUGGGAGACUUGGAGCUGAAGAAGCUGCUCCUGGCUGCUGUCCUGGCGCCGAAAUUGAUCGCGGGUCUGAAGCCGAAGUUUGGCGCACCUGUGGGGAACAUCCCGCUGCUGCUGAUCGAGAAACUGAUGACAAUGGACCCUGGCCAGCUUCUGAUGCUCCUCUCAAGUUUGUCCGGUGGAGGCCUUGACGGAUUGAUGGGGGCUAUGGGCACUGAUGGAGUGACGGCACAAGGUGCCGAGUCCACAUCCUGGGAGUCCAUCGACUCUCCGGUGGCGUCUGACGUCGCAGCUGCGGGUGCGGAGGAGGAUGCGCGGUCAGUGAUUAUAAGGUUUGCGAGAGAAGUGGGAAAGCAGGAAGGCGCUGAAGAAGAGUACGCCAGUCGGGCAGCUGAGUUCGUUGACCAGUUUCUGGGUCCUGCUGGACUGACGCAAGAUGUGGCACGCAUGAUGAUGACCGCACGGCAGGCCAUGGGAAACGGUGUCCAAGGUGUUGAAGAAGGCAACUGGGCGGCGACAAACGAUGACUUCCUGGAAGGUGACAUGGGAGCCCUUCUGAGCCUGCUCGGUGACCUGGAGGCACUGAUUGAGUCGAAAAUUGCUUGCGUCGCUCUCGGCAAAGACUUCUUCAAGUACGUCUUGGUGCCGCUCCAGCUCGCAGGACCCGUAGCCAGCAUGCUUCUUGACAAGAAGCCGUUGCUGUUGAAGGCAUUUGCGUUGAAGGCUCUCCUGCUGAAGCCUGAACUUUUGCUCAAGCCAGAUGCUCUGUUCCGACCCGACCUCCUCUUCAAGCCAGGGCUUCUUCCCGGUAUGGGAGACUUGGAGCUGAAGAAGCUGCUCCUGGCUGCUGUCCUGGCGCCGAAAUUGAUCGCGGGUCUGAAGCCGAAGUUUGGCGCACCUGUGGGGAACAUCCCGCAGCUGCUGAUCGAGAAACUGAUGACAAUGGACCCUGGCCAGCUUCUGAUGCUCCUCUCAAGUUUGUCCGGUGGAGGCCUUGACGGAUUGAUGGGGGCUAUGGGCACUGAUGGAGUGAAGGCACAAGGUGCCGAGUCCACAUCCUGGGAGUCCAUCGACUCUCCGGUGGCGUCUGACGUCGCAGCUGCGGGUGCGGAGGAGGAUGCGCGGUCAGUGAUUAUAAGGUUUGCGAGAGAAGUGGGAAAGCAGGAAGGCGCUGAAGAAGAGUACGCCAGUCGGGCAGCUGAGUUCGUUGACCAGUUUCUGGGUCCUGCUGGACUGACGCAAGAUGUGGCACGCAUGAUGACGACCGCACGGCAGGCCAUGGGAAACGGUGUCCAAGGUGUUGAAGAAGGCAACUGGGCGGCGACAAACGAUGACUUCCUGGAAGGUGACAUGGGAGCCCUUCUGAGCCUGCUCGGUGACCUGGAGGCACUGAUUGAGUCGAAAAUUGCUUGCGUCGCUCUCGGCAAAGACUUCUUCAAGUACGUCUUGGUGCCGCUCCAGCUCGCAGGACCCGUAGCCAGCAUGCUUCUUGACAAGAAGCCGUUGCUGUUGAAGGCAUUUGCGUUGAAGGCUCUCCUGCUGAAGCCUGAACUUUUGCUCAAGCCAGAUGCUCUGUUCCGACCCGACCUCCUCUUCAAGCCAGGGCUUCUUCCCGGUAUGGGAGACUUGGAGCUGAAGAAGCUGCUCCUGGCUGCCUUCCUGGCGCCGAAAUUGAUCGCGGGUCUGAAGCCGAAGCUUGGCGCACCUGUGGGGAACAUCCCGCUGCUGCUGAUCGAGAAACUGAUGACAAUGGACCCUGGCCAGCUUCUGAUGCUCCUCUCAAGUUUGUCCGGUGGAGGCCUUGACGGAUUGGUGGGGGCUAUGGGCACUGAUGGAGUGACGGCACAAGGUGCCGAGUCCACAUCCUGGGAGUCCAUCGACUCUCCGGUGGCGUCUGACGUCGCAGCUGCGGGUGCGGAGGAGGAUGCGCGGUCAGUGAUUAUAAGGUUUGCGAGAGAAGUGGGAAAGCAGGAAGGCGCUGAAGAAGAGUACGCCAGUCGGGCAGCUGAGUUCGUUGACCAGUUUCUGGGUCCUGCUGGACUGACGCAAGAUGUGGCACGCAUGAUGACGACCGCACGGCAGGCCAUGGGAAACGGUGUCCAAGGUGUUGAAGAAGGCAACUGGGCGGCGACAAACGAUGACUUCCUGGAAGGUGACAUGGGAGCCCUUCUGAGCCUGCUCGGUGACCUGGAGGCACUGAUUGAGUCGAAAAUUGCUUGCGUCGCUCUCGGCAAAGACUUCUUCAAGUACGUCUUGGUGCCGCUCCAGCUCGCAGGACCCGUAGCCAGCAUGCUUCUUGACAAGAAGCCGUUGCUGUUGAAGGCAUUUGCGUUGAAGGCUCUCCUGCUGAAGCCUGAACUUUUGCUCAAGCCAGAUGCUCUGUUCCGACCCGACCUCCUCUUCAAGCCAGGGCUUCUUCCCGGUAUGGGAGACUUGGAGCUGAAGAAGCUGCUCCUGGCUGCUGUCCUGGCGCCGAAAUUGAUCGCGGGUCUGAAGCCGAAGUUUGGCGCACCUGUGGGGAACAUCCCGCUGCUGCUGAUCGAGAAACUGAUGACAAUGGACCCUGGCCAGCUUCUGAUGCUCCUCUCAAGUUUGUCCGGUGGAGGCCUUGACGGAUUGGUGGGGGCUAUGGACACUGAUGGAGUGACGGCACAAGGUGCCGAGUCCACAUCCUGGGAGUCCAUCGACUCUCCGGUGGCGUCUGACGUCGCAGCUGCGGGUGCGGAGGAGGAUGCGCGGUCAGUGAUUAUAAGGUUUGCGAGAGAAGUGGGAAAGCAGGAAGGCGCUGAAGAAGAGUACGCCAGUCGGGCAGCUGAGUUCGUUGACCAGUUUCUGGGUCCUGCUGGACUGACGCAAGAUGUGGCACGCAUGAUGACGACCGCACGGCAGGCCAUGGGAAACGGUGUCCAAGGUGUUGAAGAAGGCAACUGGGCGGCGACAAACGAUGACUUCCUGGAAGGUGACAUGGGAGCCCUUCUGAGCCUGCUCGGUGACCUGGAGGCACUGAUUGAGUCGAAAAUUGCUUGCGUCGCUCUCGGCAAAGACUUCUUCAAGUACGUCUUGGUGCCGCUCCAGCUCGCAGGACCCGUAGCCAGCAUGCUUCUUGACAAGAAGCCGUUGCUGUUGAAGGCAUUUGCGUUGAAGGCUCUCCUGCUGAAGCCUGAACUUUUGCUCAAGCCAGAUGCUCUGUUCCGACCCGACCUCCUCUUCAAGCCAGGGCUUCUUCCCGGUAUGGGAGACUUGGAGCUGAAGAAGCUGCUCCUGGCUGCUGUCCUGGCGCCGAAAUUGAUCGCGGGUCUGAAGCCGAAGUUUGGCGCACCUGUGGGGAACAUCCCGCUGCUGCUGAUCGAGAAACUGAUGACAAUGGACCCUGGCCAGCUUCUGAUGCUCCUCUCAAGUUUGUCCGGUGGAGGCCUUGACGGAUUGGUGGGGGCUAUGGACACUGAUGGAGUGACGGCACAAGGUGCCGAGUCCACAUCCUGGGAGUCCAUCGACUCUCCGGUGGCGUCUGACGUCGCAGCUGCGGGUGAGGAGGAGGAUGCGCGGUCAGUGAUUAUAAGGUUUGCGAGAGAAGUGGGAAAGCAGGAAGGCGCUGAAGAAGAGUACGCCAGUCGGGCAGCUGAGUUCGUUGACCAGUUUCUGGGUCCUGCUGGACUGACGCAAGAUGUGGCACGCAUGAUGACGACCGCACGGCAGGCCAUGGGAAACGGUGUCCAAGGUAUUGAAGAAGGCAACUGGGCGGCGACAAACGAUGACUUCCUGGAAGGUGACAUGGGAGCCCUUCUGAGCCUGCUCGGUGACCUGGAGGCACUGAUUGAGUCGAAAAUUGCUUGCGUCGCUCUCGGCAAAGACUUCUUCAAGUACGUCUUGGUGCCGCUCCAACUUGCAGGACCCGUAGCCAGCAUGCUUCUUGACAAGAAGCCGUUGCUGUUGAAGGCAUUUGCGUUGAAGGCUCUCCUGCUGAAGCCUGAACUUUUGCUCAAGCCCGAUGCUCUGUUCCGACCCGACCUCCUCUUCAAGCCAGGGCUUCUUCCCGGUAUGGGAGACUUGGAGCUGAAGAAGCUGCUCCUGGCUGCUGUCCUGGCGCCGAAAUUGAUCGCGGGUCUGAAGCCGAACUUCGGCGCAUCUGGACGCUUAGGUGAUUAUGGAUACGGAUUGUCGCAGCUGUUGGGGAGUGGCCCUGGACUGAAGGCGUAUGAGUGGCUGGCCCUGUUAUUGGCUGACCCGCGAGCCUUCAAUGUCCUGUUGUCCCUGUGCGUGGAAUUUCUGGUAAUGCAUGAUGCUGGUCCUGAGCAGCUGCUCGGUACCGCUGAAGAGAGGAUAGACGCCCUUGAGUCUGCUGUCAGGGCCGUAGGACUGCAGCUGAAUGACGAGGAAGCUGAGGCUCGGUUUCAGAUCAUCAGCUUUGCUGGUGAGGUCGGCAACAUUAGAGGAGCACCCGAGGAGUAUGUCAGGAUUGCAGCAGCCUUCGUUGACCGCUUCCUUGCCCCGGCUGGCCUCCUCAAGGAGGUGGCCGCGUUAAUCCGCCAAGCGAGGAAGGAGGCGCCAGACAGUAUCGCGGUGGCGUCAGCCCAAACGUUACUCGACUCAAAACUCUUCGACGGAGUCUCGAUUCUCUUCUGA
Molecule: messenger RNA, 6030 nt
Organism: Neospora caninum
Lineage: Eukaryota; Apicomplexa; Conoidasida; Eucoccidiorida; Sarcocystidae
Exons: 1
Coding region: 1-6030 (2009 amino acids)
Source: RefSeq, a predicted model, not a curated record